Prinia subflava (tawny-flanked prinia) is the source of this 18202-nucleotide messenger RNA. It is a transcript of the gene PSPC1, whose product is annotated as paraspeckle component 1. NCBI's taxonomy places the organism in Eukaryota, Metazoa, Chordata, Aves, Passeriformes, Cisticolidae. Gene Ontology annotation, biological process: regulation of DNA-templated transcription. Gene Ontology annotation, molecular function: RNA binding. The record is from RefSeq and is a predicted model, not a curated record. Gene Ontology annotation, cellular component: nucleus. The coding region runs from base 2262 to 3845 and encodes 527 amino acids. The transcript has 9 exons.
GCUCUAUUUUACUGAACUAUAUAUUUUUAAUUGAGAUAUUGUUAUAGUAAAGGAAAAGUAAGAAUAGUAUGGAAUUUGUAAACAAUCCUUCUUCCUAUUGACCUUUUUAAAGUACACAGGAAAUUGUGGUUGCGAUUUAAAUGGUUGCAGCUUUUACUACUAACCUGAUUCGGAAAUCUCUGAAAAUCAUGACAAUUUCAUUACACCACGUUGGUAAAAACAACCAGACUACCUUGCAUCUCCUUUUCCUCACCUACUGAUGAGUACACAUCUACAGUGUAUAGUCACAACAUUUCUAACAUAUAUUUUACUCCCUUUCCAUGCUUACCUAUUUUAGAAAGUUAUUGGUUUGGUGUAAGUUGGUUUCUUUUUUAAACACUUGUGUCUUAACACUCAUUAUUGAAUCCAAAAUAUACUUCAAAGCAUUGUUUUUUGGACAGUCAAGAUGAUCAGGCUUUAGGAAUCCAAUACUGCUACUCUAAUGCCUUUAUCAUGUUUCCACACUGCCUGACUUCCUGCUUUUUCUAUGAGUAGAUAUCCUUCCCCUAUCAUCGGUACUUUCUGAAUUUCAGAGGUUAAAAUCUGCAUUUAGCUUGAUGUCUUUCACCCACCUCUGCCUCGGAAAGAGGUGGACUCAUAAAGCUGGGAACUUGUGUCUUCUCAAGGUCCUUGAACAAGCUCAGAGACAGGAAGAAAGGGACAUAUUUUUGUUGUACCUCAAGUGGUAUAACAAGACAGAGGAACUUAAAAUAUUCUGCAACAGACAAAGUAACCCCCAAGCAACACAUCCACGCCUGUUGUAGAAUUAAUUUGUUCCUGAAUUUCAUAUUUGAUAUUGCUUUUUCUGAAGACCAGUAUAUGCCACACGUUAGCUGAAGUAACUACUGACCUCAUAAGGUGGUCUGGACCUUUUCAGUGCGACAGUUGUAUUAAUGAAACAAAUAAUUCUGAAAAAUCGUGCACUAGUUGUACUACUGGUUGAAGCACACAAACCAAACCAAGCAGCUGCGGAUCUGGCAGGAGAGCAAACCACAAUCUGGUGCUGCAGAUGAGGGAGAUCCAUAGCCUUUCAGAAGAAAGUUGCUGCCUUUGUAAUGACAGCUGUUGCCCUCUGAGAAGUUGUCCUGGAAGCAGUGUAACAAGGCCUCUCCUCACUCAGAUUUGCCUCCCACAUCUGCCUCGGUGAAUGCUUUCUGUGCCCUGCCUGUCUGCAGGUCCUCCCAUUCUGCAGAGCAGUGCUCAGACAGCCCCUCCUGGCCUGGCUCAGCCAUGGUGUGGGCAGCAGGAGCAGGGCAGUGACCGUCCCCCUGUGCUGGGCACUGCUGAGGCCACUCCUCCAAUGCUGUGCUCAGUUCUGGCCCUCACUGCAAGAAAGACCUUGAGGGGCUGGAGCGUGUCCAGAGAAGGGCAGCGGAGCUGGGGAAGGGUCUGGAGCACAAGUGCUGUGAGGAGCAGCUGAGGGAGCUGGGGGUGUUUAUCCUGGAGAAAAGGAGGCUCAGGGGAGACCUCACUGCUCUCUACAACUGCCUGAAAGGAGGGGGCAGCCAGGUGGGGGUCGGCCUCUUCUGCCAGGUAACAAGUGACAGAACAAGAGGACACAGCCUCGAGCUGCAUUAGGGCAGGUUUAGGUUGGACAUCAGGAAAAGCUCUUCACAGAAAGGGUGAUUAGACAUUGGAAUGGGCAGUCCAGCGAGGUGGUGGAAUUGGACGUGGCACUCAGGGCCGUGGUCUGGUUGACAUGGUGGUGUUCAGGUACAGGUUGGACUAGAUGACCUCAAGAGGUAUUUUCCAACCUGAUUGAUUCUGUGGUUCUGUGACUCCCUCCGCUGUCCCCGCCGCCUCAGCGUCUCUUUUGUCACGCCUGCCUCCCUCUCCCGCAGCGCCCAGACACCCCCCAGGGCAUCCCCCGGCUGCCUUUCCCUCGGGACAGAGCCCAGCGAGGGGCUCCUCUGCCUGGGGACGGGCUGAGGAGACCACUGCUGUGGCAGAACACUGCAGCGCAGCCGCGCAUCUGUCCCCAGGGAGGGAAAGAGAGCUCUCGGCGGGCCCGGGGCAGGUUCGGCCGUGGGCCGGAGCGGAGGGGAAGCGGCGGCGGCGCGGCCGUGAGGGGGAGCGGGGCCGGGGCGGGGCUUCCAGCGGGGACGGCACAGCUCGCCGGGGCUGGCGGCGGCGCCAUUUUGAACUGGCUGAGGGUCGGAGGCGGCGGCUGCCGAGCAGGGCUCCGCGUCCCCCGAGGGAGAACCCGCGAGGAAGGAGCGGAUAUGGCCGCGAAUAGGAACUUGAAGCAAGUGCGGAUCGAAAACAGCUCCCCAGCCGCGCCGCUGGGCAUGGUGGGGGGUGGCGGCGGCGGCAACCUGAAAGGAUUGCGCGGCCUAGAAGCGGAGAGUGAGGCGGCGGCGGCCAUGGCUCUGGCGCCGAGCAAAGAAGGUGGCAGAGAUGAGGAGCAGGAGGUUGGCUUCACCAUCGAUAUCAAGAGCUUUCUCAAACCUGGCGAGAAGAGCUACACGCAGCGUUGCCGGCUGUUCGUGGGGAAUCUGCCUACUGAUAUCACCGAGGAGGAUUUCAAGCGCCUUUUCGAGCGCUACGGGGAGCCCAGCGAGGUCUUCAUCAAUCGGGACCGUGGCUUUGGCUUCAUCCGUCUGGAAUCUAGGACCCUGGCUGAAAUCGCAAAGGCAGAACUUGAUGGUACUAUUUUGAAGAGCAGACCACUUCGAAUUCGAUUUGCUACCCAUGGAGCUGCGUUAACUGUGAAGAAUCUGUCCCCCGUGGUUUCCAACGAGCUGCUGGAACAGGCGUUCUCGCAGUUCGGGCCGGUGGAAAGAGCGGUGGUUGUAGUGGACGAUCGUGGCAGAGCUACGGGGAAAGGUUUUGUAGAGUUUGCAGCAAAACCUCCAGCACGGAAAGCUCUAGAAAGAUGCAGCGAUGGAGCGUUCUUGCUUACAACAACACCUCGACCUGUUGUUGUAGAACCAAUGGAGCAAUUUGAUGAUGAGGAUGGACUCCCUGAGAAGCUAAUGCAAAAAACACAACAGUACCACAAGGAAAGAGAGCAGCCCCCACGCUUUGCUCAGCCUGGAACGUUUGAGUUUGAGUACGCGUCACGGUGGAAGGCUCUGGAUGAGAUGGAAAAGCAGCAGCGGGAACAGGUUGACAGGAACAUUAGAGAAGCCAAAGAGAAACUUGAGGCAGAAAUGGAAGCAGCUAGACAUGAACAUCAGCUAAUGCUGAUGAGGCAAGAUCUCAUGCGUCGUCAAGAAGAGUUGAGGCGCUUGGAAGAGCUUCGAAACCAAGAACUUCAAAAACGCAAGCAGAUACAGCUGAGACAUGAAGAAGAACACAGACGCCGUGAAGAAGAGAUGCUACGCCAGAGGGAACAGGAGGAAUUACGACGACAGCAGGAGGGAGGAUUUAAGCCAAAUUUCAUGGACAAUAGAGAACAGGAAAUGAGAAUGGGUGAUAUGGGUCCUCGUGGAGCAAUAAACAUGGGAGAUGCGUUUAGCCCAGCACCUGCUGGUAACCAAGGCCCUCCUCCAAUGAUGGGUAUGAAUAUGAACAACAGAGGAACUUUACCUGGCCCUGCAAUGGGUCCUGGUCCUUCCAUGGGACCAGAAGGAGCUGCAAAUAUGGGAACACCAAUGAUGCCUGAUAAUGGAGCAGUGCAUAAUGAGCGAUUCCCUCAAGGAGGCCCAUCCCAGAUGGGUUCGCCUCUGGUUAGUAGAACGGGCUCUGAAACGCCUCAGCCGCCAAUGAGUGGUGUAGGUGCCGUGAGUGGUGGACCUGGUGGCUUUGGUAGAGGAAACCCAGGGGGCAACUUUGAAGGACCUAACAAGCGUCGCAGAUACUAAAUCUCAAUUCAUUCCUUACUGUUUUAGAAAUUCCAGUAAAAUUAUACAGUGAUAUGCCUUUAUAAUUUUAGCUGUUAUCUGGAAACGGUUCUAUUGUUAUCGUAGUCUUUAAAACAGUUUAUUUUGUAAAACUUUUUUUGUAUUCAGUUAUAGGCUUUGUAGUAUAGAGCAGAAAUGAUGUGGAUCAUUAUGUAAGGCAAUGUGUUUGUGACUAGCAAAAUACAAUGUGUGACUAUGCUGUAAAACAUGCAGUUAUCUGAUUACAAUAAAAAAAAUCACUGGAAAGGAUUUUGGGAAUGUUAUUACUAAUACUGAGUAAGAAUAAUUUUAUGCUUAAUUUUAAGUGGCAUCAUUUUCAUUUCUACAUAGUUUCUACUAUGUGUCAAGAAUGUUCCAUUCUUAAUAGUGAGUGUUUAGCUAAACUGCAUGGUGCAGUACAUACUAUGAAAAAUACAACUGCUUUUGUUUUGACUUUCAAAGAGCAUAAAUUUUUAUACAAAGUGUUCUCAAAGAUACUGUCCUUGCAUCUCAACCCACCGUUGCAAACUUAGUCACAGUAAGAGGUUAUCAACAGAAGUUAUCUGUUUAAAAAUUAUUAGAAAAUUUAACUUGGAGAGGGAAAAAAACAACUUUGGAAAGGAAUUUCUGUGUAUGCUUUAUUCAUGACAGUAUGAGUGAGUUUACCUAAACCAUGUUUAUAGAGGAGAAAAUUGGUUGUGACAUCUGUGUGUUCUGCUGAUGGUUAAAGUAUCUUCCAUUACAAGGAACAAAACAUUUCUGCACGCUGGUCAAAGACUUUCCAUUGUGUUUGCGCAUCAUUAUUAAUAAGUAUACAUUUCCCCCAAUGGUUGGUUUGAAUAAAAACACAUCUGUUAUCAAUGAGUAGCUGUUUCAUUAGGAAGCAAAUACAUGUUUUCCAGCAAAAGUAAAUGUUUGCUUGUAGUUGAGUAAUAUGCAUUUAGAAGGAUUGCACAUGAGUGUUUUUCUACUACUUGAAUGUAGAAGAAUUCUUCAAAAAAGUAGAAGAAUUCUUCAUAAAGGUUUUACAGAACAAGGAACUUGGAAAACGCCCAUUACAACACAACUCAGGGUAGAUUUGCUGAUUGAGUUUUAAGGUAAAACUGAUAGUAAAGCUAUUAGGAAGCUUAUUAUGAUUCUGUUUUGUCAGUCUUGGAAGAUGGAUGGAAAAGACCUAUUGGUUCUAUUCCUAUAAUGGCAAAUAAGUAGGGUUAUUGGUUGGUUAAUCUUUUCCCUAUGAAAAGUAGUUGUAAAAUAGUAGUGUUCUUUUUUAUUGGUUCACUCACCUUUUCAGAAGUAGACAUUACUAAAUUUUAUCUGCAUAAAUUAUGAUACUAAAUUGGUUAAAAGCUGAUUUGAAAUAACCUGGUGCCCUAAUAACAUCCAAGUGGUGUAUACAUAGCUCAGCAUGAGACACAAGCAGCACAGAGGGUUUGUGUGUGUUACUUGUUAAUGUAGUGGUGAUAUUGGUGGAUUGAAUUUUGAGCAAAUGGUUAACAAGAAAAUGGCAUAAUUGCUGGCAUUUUGGAAAUACACUGUAACUUAAAUUGCCAGUGUGACAUGGCUAAAGAUACCGUUUUCAUACAAUUCAGAAGCUACCUUAGUGUAACUAGGUGUGUAGGUCCUCACUUGUGAAUCUGUACCUGCUAAGCAUUUUCCUUCAGAUUGUCUUAAAUCUUGCUAUUUUUUUGCUUGACUUGAUAAAUGCCACACUUUGUAAUACAAUACUGAGUUACCUUUUGAGUCUGAAAUACUCUUUCCCUGGUAUAUGUAUCAUAUAAUAGCACUCAUUCUUAAAAUAAACCUCAACCAAACUGCAAAUGCUUUUACUUGACACACUGGUCCUAAGUGUAAUGUUCCUCAAGAUUUGGGAAGAUUACUGUUUUUUCACUGCUAUAAACCAGUGCUUGCAUAUGGCAACUAUUUAAGCUCUCUGCUCUAGUGUCCUUUAUUCAGUUAAAAAUACAGUUUUUGUUGGUAACUAGUAAGGUGUCUAAAUAUGAGAUUCCUUUUUUUGUCAUCUUUUCUGCGCUUGUACAUGACUUCUUUUCAGGGAUUGAGGAAGUAUUGGUGUGAAUUGGUAGUUCUCAACUGUAAAGCGGUACAGGGAGUGUUUUAAAUACAAAUUAAACUAGAUUCAAAAAGUAGGUUCAUCUUCUUCAAGAGAAAAGGCUGUGUCAUUCAGGCUUUUCAGCUAGCUCCUCUAUAUUUGUUUAGCUAUGUAAACACUCCUCCUUGUAGUAUUUGAGUAUGUUUGAGAAGAACAUUAAAUAUACUGAAUCUGCAAAAGUAGUUCAUACUUUCGAUGCCAGCUUCAUGAUAUUUUAAGUGCAUGUUUGUUGCACUGUGUUUUUGGUAGCAAAUGGAGAUAUGCAUGUAUUUGGAAGCUAUUGUAAAUUUUAUUUAACAUUAGUGAUUGUCAUUCCACAGUUGUGACCUGCCCUUCCUGUAAGCCUCUGACUUGGAUUGCUCUGCUGCAUGGUAGCAGUGGAUUUGUCAGCUAUCCUUACUGCAGAAAAUAAUUUAAUUUAUUUUUAUAUGUCCAUGAACCAAGUCCUAACAAAUAAAUACUGAAAUUUUUUUUUGGCAGAUUGUAAAGCGUUAAUGAAGACUGCCUUUUGUAGCUGAUGACAUGCUGCUAAGUUCAGCUCUUAAAAGUUUUCUUUGGGCUGCCUGGCUCAACUCUAAAGGCAAUGCUUCUUAUUUUGCCAAAUGUGGUAGUAACUGAUCCUAGCUAUACAAUAAACACCUGAUUUUGUUAAAAAAGGAAUAAUCCCAAAUUGUUUCCUAAAAAUGUGUAGAUGUGGCAAAUCCAUGCCAUUUUUGCAUGAAUGUUCUGCUAAAGUGAUUUAAUUUUUCUUGUUCCUCAUCAGGUUUAUCAGUUUAUCAUUUUUUCUGUGUACACAUGUACUCAGAUUUUAAACUACAUUUGCACUGUUUGACUGGAGAGCACAGUGAAGUCCUGACUCUCUGCUAUAUGGUAUGCUAAAACAUGUAUGGAAUAUAUGGAAUUUGCCAAUUACAGUGCACUUUUGUAAUGUUCUUACUGAGCUUUUACAUUAUUCCUGAAGUUUCAUAUUCUUAAACUGCUGGAUUUUCCUGUGAGAUACAAUUUGGUAUGUUAAAACAUAACAAAGCUUUACUAUUCCAUUUAAGUUAAACACUGUUCUGACCAAUGUGCUCAUUAUAUAAAGCACGUUGGUAUCUUAGGAAACUUGGUGGCAAUCCUAAUAUACUGCACUGUAUUUGUCUCCUAAGAAAAUCACUGUGAACUACUGUAGAUUACCUAGAAAGAAAACUGAUGUGCAGUUAUUUAUUGUCUAUGGUUUUUUUAGGCAGUUGUACGUAAAGAUAUAAUAAGCUGGAGAUUCUUAUGAGAAUAAAAUUUAAAAUAGAUGUCAAGAAGACAAUAUGAACUAAGCACUGAAUUAAGUUAACUUUUGGCAUAAUCCAGUAGGAUUUUACUGUAUGCGUUCUUUGAGGAGCAUUCUGAUCUAAAGUAUGCUGCCACAUUUUAAAUGUUUCAAAUUCAAAUACCAAAUUCAUUUCCCUCUUUUCCACUCUUUAUUUCAUAUGUAGAAUAAUUUGUAAUUAAAAAUUCUUUGAAAGGUACUAAACACACAGUGACAUUUAUGAAAUACGUGUUGUUAAACAGUUGCAAUCUAUCAUGAGAUAACUUGGCUCAAAAUAACCAAUAACUUGGCUGAAAUAACCAAUCUAAAGGCAGAUUCUCAAGUAAAAACCAAAACCCUAUAGGCCUUUUGAAGGGAGAAAAUACGCUUGGAAGUGAGACGUUCAGCAGUUAACUGGUGUGCUCUGGUGGCAUGAAGUUCAUUUUGCUUAAUUAUGUUGCAGAAAAAAAAUUCUUUGCAUACUUCCUAAUUUAUCUAUUUUUAAUAAGAAGUUGGAUCAUUAUUUUUCCCUUCAUCAGUCAAACUAAAGUGUAAUUGAACUACUAAAAUAGCAUGAAAGGCAGGGUAGCAGCUAGAGUCAGUUUAUGUUGGACCACAAAUGUGCAGGAGUUCUAAAUCCCAUUCCCGAAAUUUGAAGUGAAUAUCCAUGGGUAGUUUUAGAGUCUGCAUGCAGCAUCUGUUGUCAGCUUGUGGCCAAGAAUGGGUAAGGGUUAGGAAUGGGACUUCAGAGACCACAUACUUCCAAUGCAAUUUAAUUGCCUUCUCAGGAGCCCUCAAAUUAUUAAUAUGGGUGCUGUGCUGUUACUAAGAUGCUCAUCUUGGAGUUUGGUGCUUUCCUUGGGCUGUUAGCUCCUAGUGUGAGAGAAUAUCAGUCCAAACUUUCCCGAUUCAUGAGUGGUAAGGAGGAGGGAGUGAGUGUGGCCUAUCGGAAGGUGCAGAGGGUGGACAUUACUGCCUUAGACUGUUGGCUAUUCAGUGGGAGUUUGAUGGCAAAUGUAGAACUGUAGUAACCUGAAAGCAUUUGCUUGCUUAAAAAUUCACUUACUGAAACGUAAGAACUUAGUAACAAAAAGAGGAUUGACUCAAAACUUGUAAUACCUAAUGUCAGGUAUAAUUUUUCCCAUUGGGUUGUUUUUAUGUUACCUUAUGUUACCUUGACAGAUAUACUGUAAAGUAGUUUUAGCAAUCUCAUCAGUUUAGUGUGUUUUGUUUAGUUUUGGGUGUUUUCCUGUAAAGUAUUUUAAAAAUUGUAGCUGUAGGCAUUUUAGCUGUGUUUUCACAGUAAUCCAUGAAAUACCAAAUCUAGUUAUAAAAUAGUCUAAAAUGUUAUUUGUAGAAUAAAUAAACUAACAUGAAAUGUUCAUGAAAAGAAUAUUUUUUAUGUUUUUAAAUGCACGGAAACAAACCCCUAUAUGUUUAUUUUCAGUGGGAUAGAUUUAAUAGGUCUUUUCCAUCUUGAACUUCCUUAAGAUACUCUGAAAGUUAAUAUAAUUGAAAUUUGGAGGCAUCCUUAUUAAUGAUGUCAGCCUGACUUUUAAAAGCAGUGUGAAGUUUCUUCUGUUUGGAACAGCAGCCCUUUUUUCCUAAUUGAAGGAACUAUUCGGAAAAUCAUUCAGAGAUAAGCAAAGCAUACUUAAAACUAUUAAAAACUAUUUAAAAACUCCUCUGCUCUAAUGUAAUGAUAAUUAUACACACAAAUCACAUUGAAAGAAAAAAAGCAACUUGUAAAUGUGGGUAAAAACUGAAGUGAUUUGUAGGCGGUCCCUUGAGUGGAGAAUAAAAUGCUCAUAAUAAGAGGUAUGAGAUUCAUGAGGAACCGGACUGUAUUACUACAUACACAUGUGGAUAAGGUUUUUCCAUUUGUUUGGGUAAAUGAUUUGUCUAGAGCUUCCGUUGUUCCUAGAUUUACUAGUGUGCUGUUAUAUCUCAGUUUUUGUAGAGUAAAGCAUAGCUGUAUAAUUUGAUUGAAUUUACAUGCUAAUUGUAUGUGGGACGUUAAGUGCUUGACUUGAAAGAAUUGCAGUGAGAAUAAAGAUACUGUGGUUGACUUGGAGUAAAAGCUGAGUAGAUCCUUGAACAGGAAUAAAUGUGGAGGGUCCUCUAUGUAAAUUGAACAAAAAAAUGGGAGUGAGGGAAUAAAGUAACAUAAUAAAAGUGAGAAAAGUGUGGUUUUAUUUUAUAUCUACAGCACAGUCACAAAAAUAGCUUUUAAGUCUUUCUCCACAUGAAAACCACAAGCCAACUAAUUUUUAAUAGAAGAGGUGGAAAUACCUAUUACAUUCAUGUCUUGGGUUUUUUGAACUAAAUUUAGUUUUGUGCAUAUGGCCAAGGAGUAGCAGAAAAACUGAAAUGAAUUAAUGUUCUAAAAAUUUUUUUGAUAUUCUUGGGUUCUAGGGUGGGAUCAUAGCAGUUGGAGAUAUCUCUUCUGUGUUGUUUUUAUGAAGCUGUUGUGUAGGACUUGAUUUUGUGGCUGAUUAUAGCAACUGUAUACAGCGUACACACACCGUGUAAGUAUGUAACAGCUGAUUUUAAAGUCAUUAGCCUCUCAUCAAAGUGAGAAUCCAGUCUUAAACCUGAGUGCAUCAUAGACAGAGAAGCACCAAACAGAAGACCAUGGUAAAGGAAUAUCUGUUAAUAGUGAUGGAAUGGGAUUAAGGUAUUUUCAUUAAUUUUUUGCUUUAAUUCACUGUAAUCAUUUUUUUGUGUGUGUGACAGUGAAACUAAUUUUAUUAUCAGUUAAUACGUGAAAGAAAAAAUUCCCACCAAAACACCUCUGCAAAAAAAAUCCCCAAAUCCUAAAUACCUCAGUGUACAACCCAACCCCAAUCAAAAUAUGUUUACCCACUUUAAAUAACCAAUAUACUUAAGUAAGGUGGAAGAGAAAUCUAAAAAGAUGUAAAAACCACAAGUAAUUCUUUUUGAAUCUGUUAGCUCUCGAUGUUCUGGUCAUUUUAAAGUGUUGCUUUUAAAAAAAAAGUUCCAUUACUGUUCAUUAUUUGUUAUGAGAGGAUUUAUUCUACUAAAUUUACUUAUUGUUACUAAGUUGUAAAUAUUUUGUAUAGUGUAAAAUUGUACAAAAAACACUGCAUAAACCAGCUAUUGCAGUAUGAUAGAAUGCAGUCUUUGAACUGCCAGCUGAAUUGAUCUUCCAGGCUGCUUACAAAUGUUUUAAAUAUUUGUAUGCUAAUGGAAAUUCGAAAUAUUUGUGUGCAUAUUUAAAAUAAUCCACUCCAUGCCUUGCUGCAGAUAUGAAUAGCCUUUUGCCCUCCUUGCUGCUUGGUGCUGGUUCCUCUGUGUCCCCAGCAGUGAGCGGGAGAUGCAGUGAGAGUUAUCGAUUCUGCUCAUUUCAGUGUGGAAGGAAAGAAGAGUAAGGAGGGCCAGUAGAGCAAGACCCUUCAUACCUCUGCAUACAUAGGAUAAUUUGUGCUGCAGACACAAAAUGUAGUUUAUUAAAUGUUCUCAUUAAGUGACUUGGAAGAAAUACAUAGCCUAGAACAAAUGGGUGAGAAGCAUGUUGAGGACUUCAGAUAUCUGAAUAACACGGUUAUGGUUUACAUUCCUGGUGAUAGUUGGUCCAAGAGGGCGAGUAUUUCAAGCAAUGAAGAAAAAUGUACACUAAAAUGUUGAGCCAAAUUUUAUGUGAGCUUGAUCUGUCUGUUCAUUUUCUGCAGUUACCAAGAAGGUUACAUGCAAGCCAGUAAAAAAAUGGAAAAUAGUGUUCUUCGUGAUUUCUCCAGGAGAGAUGAUACACACAGUUGCUUUAAAAAGAAGCAAGAUUAUUCACAUGUACUUUUUCUUGGAAGAAAAGAUAUAAACUGCCAUUACAAAGAUGGGAAAUACUGUCUUUUAAAGUGCUAACAUUCUUCAUUCUUUGACUUGAUAGCACUGUGCUGUUCCAUAUAUUAUGUUCCACUUUUAAGGGAGAGAGCAUGUGAAAGGUAAGCCACAGCUCCAGUUUUAACUUCAAAUAAAAAGCUUUUUCCAGAAGACACACCUGUAAUAAUGAAACAAUAGUUCAUCUUCAGUUUUUUGUUUUAGUGUGGAACAUUGUGUUUCUAGAACUUCCAGCAUUGUACCAGUAGCAGUUCCACAUCUGACAUUUUCAGAACCAGAGCCGUGCCAAAUCAUACAAAUAAAGUUUUUGCCUUAGUGUAUGAAGAGUGCAAUUACUGCAAUUCAAAAGCUGAAUGUUCAGAGUUUUGAAAGAAAAUGUAUGAAAGAAUUGUUAUCUAUUGACUUGCUGGUUUAAAAGUGACAAUUGUCAACCUGGCAGCAGGGAUGGCUGUACUUCUAAAAUUAUUUUGGGAUAUGUGUCAGUUUAUUAUUGCCAUGUUAUACUUUGUGUAGUUUUUGUAAUACCUCUUAAUGCAUGUUUGGCAUCAGUCUUGCAUCACACUUGUGUAGUUUCAUAUAUUAUUCACACUGAUGAAUGCAACUGUCUGUAGAUGGGGGGUACCAGAGCAUUUGUGUAGUAUUAUGUAACUUGUUUAAGAGGAUUUUUCAUUCAUAAGUUUGUUUUCUGUCGUGUAUUUACUCUGCAUGUUCUGAGCAAGAUACACUUUUUCUGCUUUAUAUAGGGGAAAAAGUAGCAAGUCAUGAAAAAAUGUUUAUUAGGAAAGUAAAUGGAAGUCCUGGAUGCUUCUUACUGCUUCUAAAAUGACAGCUGACUCAAGAGAAUAAAAUCACUUGGUAUACUUUCUGCAUGAUUAUUCUAGACUUUUUCCUGCUUACAGCACACUUAAUUAUUCAAGGUUAAAAACAAAAUGUUUAAUUUCUGUCUGAUUUUAAUCCUAAGCAUUUUUACAGGCCAGUAAAUUAAGCACAAAUGUCUUGAUAUUUGCUCUGAACAGUACUCUUAACUUCCCAAGUUGUAUUAAACAUAAAGAAAAAUAAUUUUUUGAGAUUCAUAGUUUAAAAUACUGAAUCAGCCAGUCCCCUGGGGCUAGGGGUGGAGAAAGCACGGAUUUGUGGAGAAAUCUACUCUUGUUUUCAGUUGCAUUAUAUUCCUGGCCAUGCAUUUUUUACUCUUUACAUUAGAACCAUUUGUUAUGAAGGUUUAAAAAGAAAUAUAAUUUAUCGUAUUUUAUCCAGUUACAUUCAUUGCUACAUUGUAAAAAUAGAAUUGGUUAGUUUAGGCACAUUUACUUUACUGGAGAUCAUGGCAUGUAGUAUAAAUAUCAGAAAUAGUGUAAUUCAAGUGUUGGCAGUUACUGAUGAUAUGUUGUUGUGCCUUUAAGCCUAGUUGGAUAAAAGCUGAUACAUAUUGAGCAUAACGAUGCUUUAGAACUUGGUGGCCAGAACCUUGAUGCUGCACUUGCAUUUCUGCUUUAUUGCUGUGGUAAUCACAAAAAUACUCACAGGUAUGAAAGUGUUCAUCUAGAUACAUGGGGGAGGGUGAAGGAUUGAUUAUUGUAUGUUGCUUGCUUCUUGAGGUCUUUUGUGGGAAAACUGGUAUUGUAGAAUCUUCUUUAUAUAAUUGCUUAAAAUUUUACUAUUUUUUAAAUUGUCUGGUGUAUUUAAAACUGUCCAGUGUGAAGGAAGCCAAAUGGUAUAUCUUCAAAGAUUGUGGGAAAACUAUUUCACUAGAAAUCUUACUUGACCUCUAAAGCUUUUACUGGUUUGACACUGAGGACAUAGUGUCUUAACUCAAACCUCACACCACAAGUAUUGGAAAUUGUGCAAGCUUCUGUCAAGCUUUAGAAGUGAUGUGAGCAUGUCAGGUGACAUACUGACUGUAGGGUUGGGUCAAAUCAUUCAUAUUUGAUGCUUGUCACUGGCCUGCUCUGGUUAUCCUAAUCCAUUCCUUUCAGGAUUUUAUUUCCUUUUCUGUACUCUAGGUUUUCUUUUGUUGUAAAAGGCUUUAUGUUUUCCUGAUGAUGUGGAAGAUUUGAGCUGUAUGAAACUUUAUUUGGGGGCUCUAACACUAAACCUGAUGGAAAUGGUUUAAAGUAAGGGAAGGAUGUCAGAUGCGCAGUAAAAAUUAGUUCUAUCUAUGAUUUGACAAGUUAUUACCUCUUCAUAUGUAUUUUAUUAGUAUAUAUAUCAUGUAUGUAUUCUUAACCUGUUGUGCCUUUAAAAAGGAUUUAUGUCUUUUUCUAAGGGAAGGAAAAAUUGUUGUGGAUUAAUUUAAUUUCAUAGUUUCUUCUUUGUGUAAUUACACAAGAAUUAAGUGACAGAGUGCAUGAGAACUUCAUAGAUAGUUACCCUUUUUGAACUCACAGAUGUGUGCAAAUACUAAUACAGAAAACUAAAAGUAGAUAAGUGCUUUUCAUGGAUUUACAGAAUGGGGGGGAUAGUAUUGUGGAAAAGCAGGAAAAUGUGGCUUGAUCUCAUCUUUCACUUUGCAGCCUUUAAGAAUUUGGAAACUACCACAGAAUAAAAGACCCCGAAUAUGGCUCUUAUAAACCUCAUCUAAAACUCUUAAAUGUUGUUUUGGAGUUCUGCAAUAAACAAAACUAGUUCAGUGUAAACAUUCAAAUAAAAUACAUGCUUUAAUGGAAAAAGUAAUUCUGAAAGCCUGUGUUUUAUUAAAAUGAGUAAUGUUAUUGGGGACUUAGGUGUAUUUACUUGUGUCUUUACUUUUUGACUACAUGACGUUAAAGGAGCAGAGGUGAAAUUAUAGACAUGCAGGGAAAGGCUAAAUAUACGGGACAAAAUUUCCUGGGAAAGGACUGAAGUUCAAAUAUGUGUAAAUGAAUUACCAUUGCUUCCAGCAGAGGACUUCUGUCAUGCAUUCAGAGAGCUCCUGCUUAGAAACAGGUGUUGCCCAAAUCUUAUCCUGUUCUUAUGGCAGGAAAAUGUCAUCUUUGCCUUGGUUGUGACAAACCAAGAACAGGAUUAACAGGAUUUAAGUUUAUGAAGAAAAUAUGUGCAUGGCUGAAGAGUAGGCAUCUUAGAUAAAUUUAUCUGCUGAGUUGGUAUGUGUACAGCUGCAUGAUUGUCACAGCCUUCCCAGGACUUGGAAGUUGGUAAUGCCUUUGGUUGUUUCAGCAGUUGCUUCAUGUGCCUCAGUUAAUAAAUGAGCUUCAUUUGAAAUUCAUUUGAAAUUCAUUCAUGGCUGCAUGGAUGCUUCUCAGUCAUCUUUUCUGCUUAGCAAAUUCUCUUGGGUAGUGACAGCCACUGCAGUUGAGGGUUGAGAGUGGUGCAGUCAUGGGAUGCUUAAAUCAGCAUUUGCUCCUAUCAGCUGCAGUCGUCUUAGUUGAUACCUGUUCUGUCAUUACCGUGCACUUCCAAAUACUGCUUUUCACUAAUGAAAGAUGUGUUCUCAGUGAGGUACUGAUCUGAGCAAGUUUGAAUAGAGAUUUAAGCAAAUACAGAAAAUACAAACUAGAUUUGUACUGUCAAUGAGACAAAUUCCUUUAAUAAUUCCAGGUGUGGUCCAGAAAAUAAUCUCUUGGAUGGUUCUGAUUCCCAAAGUUUGUAAUAAAGAAACUUGGAUUUUGUUCUCCAUUUUCUGAGGUUCAUCUUUAAACUGGACUUCUUCAUUUAUUUUAGCUUUCACAGCUUGAUGUAAACUAGAGCCCUUCAAACUUUAUGCGUAAAUGUACCCUGUCAGAGCAUACUCAUCAGUCAGGUGCUGAUCAGAUGCAAGAUUUUGCAGAGUCCAGAAUGAAAGUAAGUUGACCAAAAUAAAUUGUUAAAUAAGAUAGAAGUAAAGUUUUACGAGAAGACCAGAACAAGAUUGAGCAGAAUAGGAGAGCAGACAGCACUGAAGGUGUCUGUAAAAAGUAGUGUGAAAGAAUCUGAUAACAUGUACGUGUACUGUUAAUCGUUCAAAGAAAUGGAUGCAUCCUUAUGCAGAACUUCAGUUUGAAAUGCAGAUUUCUUUCUAGAAGCUGCUGCUUGCUUAAGUGGAGUUUCUUUUCAAGACAUUGCAAGUAAUGUUUGUAGUGUAUUAGAAUGGAUGUUUUUUACUUGUGUACAUUAAAAGUCACAAACAGGUAACUGAAGUAACAGCUUUUAUGUUUUAGUGUGUGUGUGUGUAACUAUUUUCUCGUUAAUGUGUUGAUAUUUACAAAUUUGGCACCCAAAAUAAUUUUGAUAGCUUAUUUGUAAAUUAAUAUUUUUAAGGUGAGAAUUAUAGUGUGAGCUUGCUUAUUGAAAUCUGAAUGAGCCAUGAUGAAAAACAGCACCAACAAUCAGUCUCUGAUUAAAAAUGCUUAGUUUUGAAUAUGAUGCCACAUUACUGCUUUUGUAUAUAAGAUGAUCUCAAAAGGGAGUUCCCCACUUCUCACAAUGUGGUCUUGGCCUAGUCCUGUGCAAAGGAGUGUCGUCACUGAGGCCUACGCUUUGCUCUCAAGUGAAGAAAGCGGUAACCAGCUGGAGUGCCUUUAAGGGGGUACAUGGUGGAAUGGUGGAUAGUAUUCCUAACACUCACUAAGAUGCCUGAUCUGUUAUUCAGACUUGAAAUUAUUUCUAAUAGAGUGCUCUUCAGUCCUCUUUGCCAUGUGUUAGUAGGUGUUUGCUUUGCUCACCAUAUGACAGCUGAGCUUAAAGCUUUUUAAAAAAUAUUUGAUAUUAAGUUAGAAAGCUAUUUCACUUUGGGUAGGAAGAAUAGCUUUAUCUUGCAGGUAGUAGUGACUUCUGCUAAAAGAAGGAUUGCUAUAGAUAGAAUGUACAGCAUUCUAUGGUACUGUAAAGCUGAAAUAAAUCCUGAUAGUGCAGCAUGAGCUCUAUGUCCAGUUGUGCAAAGAAAGGAUGAAAAGCCAAGUUUGGGUCCCAGGCAGUACAAGAGUAGCAAAUAGAGAAAUGGUUCCUUUAUUCAACAUUGCUUUGUGGGUUUUUUCAGAAACAGGUAAGUCAUAUGUUAGUAUACCAAUAUGGGGUAGAACAUCUGCAGGAUACCCUGCAGUUUAUUAAUGCUGUUUGUUGUCUUUGUCUUGAAAUACAGAUUCCAUUUCCUGUGUAUUUCAAAUCUAAUGUAAGAUUUUCUGUUUUCUACCAAAUAUGGUUUUAUUAUGGUGGAAGUCAGAAGUUGGUAUUCUGCAUUUGUUAUAAAGUAAUCUGAGAUGGAAGUUGUCACCCAGUAGAGUUAAUACAGGAAGGAAAUUAAUUAAUUGCACAAAGAAUCACAAAUCUUUUGACAGGACCAGAGGCAAUGGGUACACACAGAAACACAAAGGGUUACUUCUGAGCAUCAGGAAACAUUUUUACUAUGAGGGGUGACCAAGCACUGGCACAGCCUGUCCAGAGAGGUUGUGGUGUCUCCAUUCUUGGAGAUGCCAGAAGCCAUCCUGGAUGUGGUCCUGGCCACUGGCUCUGGGUGGCCCUGCCUGAGCCAAGGAGAUGGACCAGAUGAUCUCUAGAGAUCCCUUCUGACAUUAACACAUCCAUGAUUCUAAGCAAAGCUUUGAAUUUAUUAAACUUAAUAUGAAUGAAUUAACAGUUAAACCCUAUUACAUGCUUAGGUUUUUGAAUUCUUCCUUACUAGGUUUCAUUUCAAUGUAGAUGUAUGUACUGGGUAGUAUUGUUAAAUUUGACAUUUUCAAAGGAAGCAUGUCAAAGAUGAAAGCUCUCAGAGUGAAUGAGGUGUUGUUUGAUAAAGACUGUGUGACCACAUCUUGCCCUGCCCUUCCCCAGCACAGUCUUACGGCUUCAGAGAUUUUAGCCCCACAAAGGUAAUCAGUUCUGCUGUCAUUAUUUUGGAAGAGGAGGUUAGGACACUGGCCUAACUUGGCACCUGCUGCAAUAAUGACAGGUAAGGAACUUUACAGGAGGGAAUGGGGAGCAUUGUGUGAAGUUCUGUAAAGCAGAAUUGCAAACGCUUCAGAAGCUGUGUAUUAGUGAGUUUCACAAUUCCUUAGGAAUACUGGUUUUUUUUUUAAUUAGAGAAAAUUGGCUUAUGCACAGUAUAGGAGGUUUUGUGUGAAACUAGAUUCACCCAUAGGUUUUGGAAGAUCCAAAAUGUCCUCAAACUAGUGAGGUCAUCGCUACUACGUAUAAGAAUUUUUCUGUAAUACAAAGCUUAUGCUGGUUUUCUGCAGUCUCAAAAGUAAGAUAAGAGAAAACUGUCUCUUAGACUUUGCAUAUACACAUUUUUGCUACUUUAAACAAUCCUAAAUUAUUUUGAAAUAAGAAAAUGAGUCUUAAUAGAAGUAUGCCUAUUCAAACAUGGCUAAAAUCUUAGUGGUUCUCUUAACUCCUUGCAUAAGUGUAAAUUUGUUUGCACUGUGUGUAGCACAAUGGUAUCCUGACUUCUGUUAAAGUAGUAGAGUUGUACUGAUCCUACUUAACUCUGCUAGCUGUGCUGGUUGAAUGAUAUCUUGUUUACAGCAGACUUUUCUGAAUCUGUUUCUGUAAUAAACCUCAGAGUUUCCAGAACCUGGCAGAACUAUCUCGUGAAAUGUUAACUGUAGCUUCCAGUGCCAAGUGCAGCAUUUUCAGAUGCUUUUCAUCUGUCAGGUUUCUUAAGUUUUCUUUGAAAAGUCACUUCUAGACAUCAUUUCUAGGUGAAAGAGAUGAUGAGGGUUAAAGGUUAUUCGCUUGUUCCUUCGGCAAUUUUGUACUUUCUAGCUUCCAUGAUAAAGUAUCAGAAAAUGCUCAGAACUUCACGUCUGUAAAAUGUGUCAUGUGAGUUCUGAAUGGAGAAAAUUACACCCUUACUCAGACAUUUUUCCAAGUUGCUCAUCAUGAACACAGUCAUUGAAAGUAAAAAUCUGAACAUUUAAAAUUAUUUCUGCUGCUUCAAUGACAACAUUUGUAGAAUGGGUAAUUAUGAAAAUCAUUGAGCCAGCUAUUCUGGUGCUGCAGUUUCCUCAACUUGAAAUGGGAGUGUCAUAUAGAGGAGGGGGCUGUAUUAAAAAUAUAGAUUUUAGUUGCUGUUUCAUACAGGAUUAUCUUAAUGACUUGGACUACUGCCUCACAGUGCACAAAAUUUUGCAAAAAAAGAAAUAUGUGUGUGUAUAUAUAUAUGUAUAUAUAUAUAUA